CAGCUUGUCACAUGGUACAAGGCAAUUGUGAAUAGCCUUGUACCAUGUGACCUCUGUGAUCAUUCACAGAUUUCACACGUAGUAAGCAAUGAUGUCAGAAGUGACAUCUUGCUUACUACUCUGCAUGUGAUCACUGAUUGGCCAAUCAGUGAUCACAUGACAGUUAUAUACGAUGGAUGGCUUCCUUUCAUGCCAUCCAUUGUAUACAACUGUGUCUAGCUGUGUAUGGUCACAGCAAUCACAUGCACAGGUUGGGCCGAUCAAAGCCCAUCUGUGUCAUGUGAUUAGCCAUUGCCAAUCACAGCUAAUCACAACAAAUAAAACCUGAAUGAAUCUAUUUCAUUCAGUUAAAUGCUUGCUUAAAGCAAAUAAAUGCUUUGCUAUAAGCAAUCAAAUUGUGUAAAAAAA
Molecule: messenger RNA, 408 nt
Organism: Staurois parvus
Lineage: Eukaryota; Metazoa; Chordata; Amphibia; Anura; Ranidae
Source: the annotation of a GenBank genome assembly